Molecule: messenger RNA, 1030 nt
Organism: Fopius arisanus
Lineage: Eukaryota; Metazoa; Arthropoda; Insecta; Hymenoptera; Braconidae
Gene: Surf1
Product: surfeit locus protein 1
Exons: 1
Coding region: 101-997 (298 amino acids)
Biological process (GO): mitochondrial respiratory chain complex IV assembly
Cellular component (GO): mitochondrion; membrane
Source: RefSeq, a predicted model, not a curated record
AAUACGACAAAUACACAAGGUUAUGUGAUAAUUACCGAGUACUCUACAAUCGUACAUCAACAACCGGUCGUUGUUCAAUUAUCCCGAAUAAUAAUUGACAAUGAAUCUUCUGAGACUGAUCACAAGCUCCAAGUGUCAAAAUCUCCUGUCAAAAAUUCGUCCAACGAUCGACGAGUGUUUCUCCCCGAGAAUAUUAUACCACCGGACCUCCUUCGAUCACAAACACCGAAAGCACCAGGAGAAGAAACAACAACAGGAAGAGAUUGAUGGAAUUGGUUGGCUCCUCCUGAUAAUGCCCAUCUCGACAUUCGCCCUGGGCACGUGGCAGGUGAAGAGAAGAGAGUGGAAGCUCCAACUGCUGAAGGAUCUCCACGAAAAGGUGUCAUCAGAUCCGAUAUCCUUUCCAGAAAAUCCCCAGGUGCUAGAUAAUAUGGAAUAUCGACCAGUGAGAGUAAAGGGUGAAUUUUUGUACGAUAAAGAGAUCAGGAUUGGCCCCAAGAGUCUCAUAAUCGGUGGUUCAGCUGUUGGUGAGAAGACAGGUGGUCUCAUGAGCACCACCAGCUCCACCGGCUACUGGAUCGUCACACCCUUCAAACUCGUCGAUCGAGACAUGACUAUUUUAAUUAAUCGUGGCUGGGUUAAAGGUAGAAGAGGAAAAAUACCGGCGAAAGAGCUGGGGCAUGUGCCUGGAGUCGUUGAACUCACUGGAAUCGUUCGUCUGAAUGAAACGAGGCCAGUGUUUGUCCCCAAGAAUUCACCACAUGCUGGAAUCUUCGUCUAUCGCGAUAUAAAUGCAAUGGCAGAGUUGACCAAUUCGUCCCCAAUUUUUCUGGAUUUAAUCGCACGCGAUGGUACACCUGGGGGACCGAUUGCAGGGCAGACUAGGAUAUCAAUGAGAAACGAACACAUGAGUUACAUUAUCACUUGGUAUACUCUGUCUGCACUCACUGCAUUCAUGUGGUACAGACUGUAUAUUCUUAAAUUACCUUUAUUGUAAAUAAAAUUGUUGUGAGUGUUGUUUUUAUUUAAA